Emericellopsis atlantica is the source of this 336-nucleotide messenger RNA. RefSeq lists its product as uncharacterized. The transcript has 2 exons. The record is from RefSeq and is a predicted model, not a curated record. The annotation marks the transcript as partial. NCBI's taxonomy places the organism in Eukaryota, Fungi, Ascomycota, Sordariomycetes, Hypocreales, Bionectriaceae.
CGAUCGAUCAAACUAUCAACAUAUGGAAUUCUGUUUAUGGGGACUCCUCAUCAGGGCGGCAAUGGCGUGAAGCUGGGGCGAAUUCUCGCUAAUGUGGCGUCCCUUGUCAUGGCGGCUGACGACCGGCUUCUGAAGCACCUUGAGCGGGACUCGGAGUGGUUGCAGCAGCAGCUGGGACAAUACGCACCGAUCAGCAACGACUUUGUGACGAAGUUUGGGUACGAGGAGUAUGAGACUCCUACCGUGUUGGGACAUAGUAUCAUGGUGGUUCCAAAGGCAUCGGCGGUCGUUCCAGGAAACGCAGACGCCGAGCCGAUCGUCAUCCACGCAAACCAC